GUGUACGGGGCCAAAUUCGUUGAAUCACCAGCAUGGAACCAGAUAAACGUGGAAAAUAAAGCGGAGGCUAAGCGUAUAUUCAACGCGGGCAUUAUUCAGGACUGCCAGAGAAUGUGUGUAGAUGAGGAGCAGUUUGCCUGCAAAGCUGUGAGCAUGUGCGGAACCAAUUGCGUCCUUCUCGACACUCAUCUAGAGGAAAUGAACAAGACCAAUACCAUCAAAGACACGUCGUGCGUGGGCUACAGCCGAAUCUACACCGAUGGUUACCAGAUGUUUCCUGGUCAGAUAGACAGAGGCAAUGGAACAAAAUUGGCUAAUAUUUCCACGGUCGAAGUCUGUGCAGCGAGAUGCGAUAACUAUAUAGUGUUCAACUGUCAGUCCUUCGAAUACUGCGAGGUGGACAAAAACUGCUGGCUUCACAAAGUGCACGGAUUUGACGUCACAUCCUGGAACAAUGCGUCGGAGAACUGCGUUCACUAUUCACGAAACUUCUUGAGUUCGUUCCCAACAGAUUACCGCGCGGCGACUGCGCUAUAA
Priapulus caudatus is the source of this 537-nucleotide messenger RNA. RefSeq lists its product as uncharacterized. The transcript is spliced from 5 exons. NCBI's taxonomy places the organism in Eukaryota, Metazoa, Priapulida, Priapulimorpha, Priapulimorphida, Priapulidae. The record is from RefSeq and is a predicted model, not a curated record. The coding region runs from base 112 to 537 and encodes 141 amino acids.